CCGCGCGCGACCGCGCGCGAUGUCUGAGCCGCCCGCGACGGACGCGCGCGUCGACGACGGCGAUGUCCGCGGCGAUGCCGCCGCCGCGCCGUCGCAUCCCGCGUCGUUCGACGUCCUCGGGUGUCCGAAGUGCCGCUGGUCGCUCGGCGGAUGCCAAAAGUGUCGCGCGACGCCGCACACGAAUCGCGCGAGCUGCCCGCCGAUGAGCGAGCGCGCGGGGUACGCGAAAUACGCGGCGUCGCGCGGGAUCAAGGUCGCGCGGCGAUCGCGAGGAGGAGAGAAGGCGGGGAAGGCGAAGGGCGACGCGGGGAGAAAGGCGAAAAAGGCGAAGCGCGCGUGGUCGGACGAGGACUCGGACGAGUACGAAGAGGUGCGGAAGGAAGGAGAGGAGGCAGAGGAUGAAGAUUGGAGAACGACGAAGGCCGUGGGGACGAUUGGUACGGGUGCGCGAGGAGGGCUGGUGUCGAGCGUGGAACACGAACGCGCGAAGACGCCGAAAUCGCCGACGCCGGAGCCGGGGAUCUGGAUCGAGGUGGAUUGCGGAAACGCUCAAGCGCUCGUGUACGUCAUGGGGAAGAAUUCGGAUAACAUACCGGUGUUACAGUGGAAAUCUGGCGCGUCGCUGCGGUGUCAUCCGACAAAAAAUGCGGUGGUCGAGAUUUGGGGAGCCGAGAAGAACGUCGAGAAGGCGGAGGCGCUCGUGGCUGAGAGAAUUAAACAGCACGAGGAGCGCAAGAAAACGCUCGCGGAUCGGCCAAAGACGCCAGUGGCGGCGGCCAAACGACCAUCGUUAGAUGUCAUGAGUAUCGUCAACGACAUACGAACGCAAUCGAUGAGAGAGGACACGAGGGGCGAACCCGAGGAGGCGAGUUCGAGUUUGAGUUCGGCGGCGCGUUCCGCCGUCGACGCAUUCAUUUCGAAGCUUCCUGAUCUCAGGAUGAGUCGACAAGUGAUGUAUGAGUACACUCAGGAGGCUCUUAGCAUUUCAAAGUACGAAGCCGUUCCUGAAGUCUUGGUUUCGACGCUCAGAGAACGAAUCGCCGACCUCGCGACGUCCGCUUCUACACGGUUGACUCUGUUUUAUCUGCUCGACUCCAUCGUUCAAGCCAGUCGUGUUGACGCGCGCGGAGGAUCCGAAGCCACGCACGCAAUGUACAAAAAGGCGCUACGCAAGCAUCUGACCGACAUUGUGAAGCACAUGAUCGCCAUCGUAAGGAUUGAUGAAGCGACAGAGAUGAAGGGCGUCGAAGUACAAGACGGCGCCACCAUCGGCGAGGCGCACGCGAGACACAGACGUCGAGCGGUUCAAAAAGUCUUAUCCAUCUGGGAAGGUCGAGAAGUGCUUUCAGAGACUGAGAUCCUGAUCGGGAAGCAGGCGAUCUCGAAAUUUAGACACGAAAAAGUGAAGCAACAAGCGAAGGAGUUUGACAGGCGCCUACAGCGGCAACCAGAGCCGGCGAUCAAAGUACAGGCAGACGGCGUCAACGCAGACGAAUUUGACGACAUCGCCGCGAUGCUCGGAAAUCAAUACGGUGGUAUCGACGUCGGCGACAUAGACCUGUCGUUACUACGCUCAAGCGUACGCGAAGAAGUUCCGUCACCGCCGCCUUCGAGCCAUCCGCCAGAGAAGAACACGUGCAUGGAUUGGGAGGCACCGCCGCCGCCGCUUCCACAGGGACCGCCGCCGCCAGGUCAAGCGCGGCGACAAACGCAGGAAUCGACGGCACAGCACGCAUUUCUCGUCGCAGCGGGUGAAAUUUCUGAUUAGGAUGGUGGAUUACAAGCUGGCAUCUAUGCGUAGAAGUAGCAUGUUCAACAG
Messenger RNA from Ostreococcus lucimarinus CCE9901, 1819 nucleotides. RefSeq lists its product with no specific name. The record is from RefSeq and is a predicted model, not a curated record. Lineage: Eukaryota; Viridiplantae; Chlorophyta; Mamiellophyceae; Mamiellales; Bathycoccaceae. Bases 20 to 1768 code for a protein of 582 amino acids. The transcript has a single exon.